Brachypodium distachyon (stiff brome) is the source of this 1070-nucleotide messenger RNA. Its product is annotated as 2-Cys peroxiredoxin BAS1, chloroplastic. NCBI's taxonomy places the organism in Eukaryota, Viridiplantae, Streptophyta, Magnoliopsida, Poales, Poaceae. Gene Ontology annotation, biological process: cell redox homeostasis; cellular response to stress; hydrogen peroxide catabolic process. The transcript has 7 exons. Gene Ontology annotation, molecular function: thioredoxin peroxidase activity. Bases 63 to 845 code for a protein of 260 amino acids. The record is from RefSeq and is a predicted model, not a curated record.
ACCCUAUCUAUCUGCUCACCCCAAUCCCCUCCACCGCUGUUCCCCGCCUGACAACCACGGCCAUGGCGUGCGCGUUCUCCGCCUCAACCGUGUCCCCGGCCGCCGCGCUUGUUGCAUCGCCGAAACCAACCGCGGCGCCGCAGUUCCUGUCGUUUCCCCGCGCCUUCGUCGGAGGCGCCGCGAGGCCCUCCCGCCUCGCCGCCUCGAGAACGGCCAGGGCCCGCAACUUCGUCGCCCGCGCCGGAGGCGAGGAUAGCCUGCCGCUGGUGGGGAACAAGGCCCCUGACUUCGACGCGGAAGCCGUGUUCGACCAGGAGUUUAUCAACGUCAAGCUAUCUGAUUACAUUGGGAAGAAGUAUGUGAUUCUUUUCUUCUACCCCCUGGACUUCACAUUCGUCUGCCCAACUGAAAUUACUGCUUUCAGCGACAGACACGAGGAGUUCGAGAAGAUAAAUACCGAAAUUCUUGGUGUUUCAGUUGAUAGUGUGUUUUCCCAUCUUGCAUGGGUGCAGACAGAGAGGAAAUCUGGCGGGCUUGGUGAUCUGAAAUACCCACUGGUUUCUGAUGUCACGAAAUCAAUCUCAAAGUCUUUUGGUGUGUUGAUUCCUGAUCAGGGAAUUGCUCUGAGAGGAUUAUUCAUCAUUGACAAGGAGGGUGUGAUUCAGCACUCUACUAUUAACAACCUCGGUAUUGGCCGCAGUGUGGAUGAGACCUUGAGAACCCUUCAGGCCCUGCAAUAUGUCCAAGAAAACCCAGAUGAGGUUUGCCCAGCAGGUUGGAAACCUGGGGAAAAGUCGAUGAAGCCUGACCCUAAGGGCAGCAAGGAGUACUUCGCUGCUAUCUAGACAUGUCCUUUGCACUUACUGUCAAGUUUUGUCAUAGCCAUUGCAAUUGCUGGCUUAUGCGUUGUUCUUGUGACUUGAGUUGUAGUUAUUGUGCACGAUUCUGUAAUUUCUGCAAUAAUGGUUUGUGUGGGUGUUGAUUUUCCCUGUUCCAAUUUGUAAAGAUAAAUAUAACCAUUGGAAACAAUAUCUUAUUUUCAUAUAUAUCAGCCACUAUUUGAAAUCCAA